Vespa crabro (European hornet) is the source of this 1029-nucleotide messenger RNA. RefSeq lists its product as uncharacterized. The transcript has 4 exons. The coding region runs from base 92 to 871 and encodes 259 amino acids. Lineage: Eukaryota; Metazoa; Arthropoda; Insecta; Hymenoptera; Vespidae. The record is from RefSeq and is a predicted model, not a curated record.
CCAAAUCCGAUAAAUGGUGCGAUACUUAAUAUAAAAGGAACUUGUGAUAUCAGGAAUGACAUAGAUUGUUCGAAGAAAUUGUAACGUUACAAUGGCGAAACUUAUUAUUUUCCUUUGCCUCCUCGUAACCAUUGCUUGUGUACUCCCGGCACAGGCUGGUUUAUUUGAUAAUAGAAUCAAUCAAGCUCAAGAAAACCUUGUUAAAAUAAUCAAUGGCGCCAUAGAACUUUUCCAGAAAGAAGAAAACGCGAUCGUUCAAAAGGCGCUUGAUUACAUGAAUGAAUUGAAGGAACAAGGGGAGGACCUCAUGAUAAUAAUUCAAAAAGAUGUCGACGAUGCACUGUCAAAAGUAGAAGAAAGGAUCAACGAAUUAACCAAAGGGAUCUCGAAUGAAGUCGACGUCAGCGAGUGCAAGAAUAUGGCAGAACAGAUUAAGGACACUGGCUUGACGAUUGUAACCGAUGUAACCUAUUGCGUAAACAAUAAGAUCUAUCAGGCCAGCGAAUACAUCGAGAAUAUCAAUGAGAUGUCGAAUAAUUUUACCAACUCGCUUCUUGAAAUGAACGAGAAAGGCACUGAAUGCAUGAAGGACAUGAAAUUUCCUAUAAAGACUCUCAAUUGUUUGGCCUCGGUCAUGACGCGUACCACUAUAACUACAUCUAUGAAUAUGCCCGUUGUGUUAGCCGACCUGAUGAAAAUAACAUCCUCCAUUAGCAUGCUUCCUGCAUCUCUUGGUCUUUGUUCCACCACUAAUACCGUCCGUGUCUCUUUAAACGAAGUCGAUGCUGUAUUGUCUUCGAUAGAAGCUUGCGUCAACGAGAAAAUUAGCGCAUUUUCUUUAGCAUUCGUGCCCACCGGAUCCAGCGUUUAGGUUUAAACCCUUAAAAACACCUUGGCUACCACUCUUAUUUUUUUUUUCUCUUUUGCAUUUGUCACGAUGAUCAAUGAUUUUUAAUUUUUGUCAUUUUAUGCAAUACAAACGCCCUCGAAGGAAGGCGAUUUCUAUUAUUAAAUCAUUCGACAUAUCGA